Molecule: messenger RNA, 1221 nt
Organism: Williopsis jadinii
Lineage: Eukaryota; Fungi; Ascomycota; Saccharomycetes; Phaffomycetales; Wickerhamomycetaceae
Exons: 1
Coding region: 1-1221 (406 amino acids)
Source: RefSeq, a predicted model, not a curated record
AUGUUUACCUUACGAAGAAGACAGUUAACCCGGGAAGGGAGUUCAUCGGGUUCUCAUAGUGGCGAAAGCCGUGAUACAAAAGUGCACUUUUGGCAUCGGAUAUUCCAUAGACAAAGAGCCAAACCUCGUCUUGAGAAGGCGUCUACACCAGAGGCUGCUCCAACUUUCAAGCAACACAAGUCGAUUGGUGGGUUGAUCUUUAAAAGCUUAACCAGAAGGAGAAGAGCCCAGCAGGGAUAUCUAUCCUCGGUGCUUGAUGUAAACGAAACGUUGACCCAAAGGUAUAUGCGUGAUGACUAUGCCAAAUUGAUGGAGGAUGUAGAUGCUAUCCCCUUCAGCUUGAAAGUGGAAGAGCCAAGCACGGUCAGAAGUAAAGUUUCCAGGAUUAUUUCUCAGUUGAGUCCUUCAAAGUCUUCGUCGAGACUGGAACUUGACGAGAACGAUGAAUCUUGGAAUCCAUAUACACUAGCUAGAGAGAGCUUCAAACAGGAUUCCUCAUCAGAGAUGAUAAAUCACGACGAUAUCACAGGUGGCGAGAGUGAAGGCGAAGACAACAACUACGAGCUGAAGUUUGCACCUGAAACAGUCACAGAGAAUAAGAAAGUAAUAGGUAUAGAGGCAUCAAGCAGAUUUGGCACAGUCAGAAGAAGAGUCCUCACUCUUUUGAGAGGAAACAGCGUCAGUGUUCAGCAACCACAAGAGCCAGAUGAGUAUUCAACGGUGAUCAUCCAUGAACAAAGCCCACCCAGUAUAAGCAUCCGAGAAAUAUUUAACCCAGACUCAUCAAGUACAGAGGGAGACUCAAUGUUUUCACCAAUGGACAAAGAUGAAGAAUUGGAUACGUUCCAAGAGUACUCCGGAGAAACAAAAACAAUGACAAUCCACAAGGAGACAAUUGGAUCAAAGAAUUCCUCUUCCUGUCCUCAACAAACCUUGACAAUGUCAACUGAUAAGACUGCAAGGUUCUCUAGCAUCAAGUACAACUUCCACCAUAGAUUAUCACCUGAGAGAGUAGAACCAACGGCAUCUGUAAAGCUCCGUGAUAGCGUUGAUAUGCGGAAACAACCAUUGUCAACCAAUCCAACUGAGGAGCUCACUGUUGUUGAAGAACUAAGAGAACUCAUUAUAAAGAACAACAAGGAUCACUACAGAAUCAUCAAGAGUUCAUCAGCCACCCCAUCAUAUGCAACAACAACGAAAAUAACUCAUGGUUUCACAUAA